Molecule: messenger RNA, 1638 nt
Organism: Papaver somniferum (opium poppy)
Lineage: Eukaryota; Viridiplantae; Streptophyta; Magnoliopsida; Ranunculales; Papaveraceae
Product: protein FAR1-RELATED SEQUENCE 5-like
Exons: 1
Coding region: 1-1638 (545 amino acids)
Biological process (GO): regulation of DNA-templated transcription
Source: RefSeq, a predicted model, not a curated record
AUGGAAGAGCAAGAGAAAAGUUAUUCAAUUGAUUUGAAUGAAACUGCUGAUCCAGGAGAAUCUAUAUCGGAGGAGAACUAUGUUCAAACAAUUACCGAAGUGAGUGUGGUUACUGGAAAGCCUAUGGAAAAUGACGAAAACAUAAUGGGAAGAACCUUCAAGUCUGACGAUGAUGCAUAUGAAUUUUAUAAUGCUUAUGCAAGGACAGUUGGAUUCAGCGUAAGAAAACAAUCUGCUUCGAAAAGAAAAGCAGAUAAAGAAGUUAUGGGAAGGAUAUUUUGUUGUUCGCGUGAAGGAGAACGCGAAAAACAUCCUAGGGGGACACCAACUAAACCUCGAGCGCUGACACGAACUGGUUGUAUGGCAAGAAUGCAAAUUAGGAUUAAUGACGACGAAACAUAUUCUAUUGUGAGUUUUGUGACGGAGCAUAACCAUGAGCUUUUUUCCCAAGAUAAGAUGCAUUUGUUGCGAUCACAAAGAAAAAUACAACCUGCUCAAGCUACUUUAAUAAAUAAUAUGGUUUCUGCAGGAUUUGGAGCAACUAGGAUUUUUUCGUAUAUGAGCGAAGAAGCAGGAGGGCCGCAAAAUCUUAAUUUUACUCAAGAAGAUUGUAAUAAUUUGGUGCAGGCAAAACGUAUUGGUUAUCUAAAAGAAGGUGAUGCGAAAGUUCUUUUAGCUUAUUUCAAAAGAAAGCAAAAAGAAAAUAAGUCAUUUUUCUACACUAUUCAAGUUGGCGAUGACGGCUGUAUUAUGAAUUAUUUCUGGUGCGAUGCUAAAUCUAGACUAGAUUAUAGCAUUUUUGGCAAUGUUGUUUGUUUCGACACCACAUUUAAGACUAAUGGUUAUGACAUGCUAUUUGCACCGAUUGUUGGGGUGAACAAUCAUGGUCAGACUAUACUUUUCGGAUAUGCUUUACUAAAAAACGAGACUACAGAUUCAUUUGUAUGGUUGUUUGAAACAUUCCUAGAUGUAAUGGAAGGAAAAGAAAUGAAAACUAUAUUCACUGAUCAGGCAAGUCAGAUGGCUACAACAAUUAAACAGGUAUUUCCUAAUGCUCAUCAUCGUUUGUGUUUAUGGCAUAUUUUUCAGAAUGCUACUAAGCAUUUGUCGAAUAUAUUUGGUACUCAUAAAUCAUUUGCAAGUGAUUUUAGAAAAUGUAUUUAUGAUUACGAGACUGAGGAUGAGUUUUUGUUGGGAUGGGAGCAAUUACUUGAAACAUACGACUUAAAAGAUAACAAAUGGUUGAAUAACUUGUUCAAGUUACGUGAAAAAUGGUCACAAGUAUACGGAAGAGAACAUUUUUGUGCUGGUAUGACAACCACUCAAAGAAGCGAGAGUAUUAAUAAUUACUUCAAGAAAUACUUUAAGAAGAAACAAACUCUUUCAGAAUUUGUGGUUCAGUCUGAUAAAGCAGUGGAUGCGCGGCGUGAAAAGGCUAGAAAAGCAGACCACAAAUCUGUGUCGACGCAACCAGACCUGACAUCAGUAUGGGAAGUAGAAAAAAAAGCGGCUGAAAUAUAUACUCGAAAGAUUUUCAAUGAAUUCCAUUCGGAACUUCUGAGGCUCAUUGAUCUUUAUUUGAACUCGAUACUGAUGACGGAACAACAAACAUAUAUAAAGUAUCAUCAUAUAUUGUAG